Aspergillus brunneoviolaceus CBS 621.78 is the source of this 840-nucleotide messenger RNA. RefSeq names its product RTA1 domain-containing protein. Gene Ontology annotation, cellular component: membrane. The transcript has 3 exons. The coding region runs from base 1 to 774 and encodes 257 amino acids. The record is from RefSeq and is a predicted model, not a curated record. Lineage: Eukaryota; Fungi; Ascomycota; Eurotiomycetes; Eurotiales; Aspergillaceae.
AUGGCUAAGCUCGAGCCCUACAAACAUGGAUAUUAUCUCUGGCAAUAUCUGCCUUCGCUGGCUGCCGCCGUAAUAUUCGCUAUCUUCUUCGCGGUCGCGACAGUUCUACACUUUGUCAAAUUGGUCGAAUGGAGGGCUCGUUUCUGCAUCCCCUUUGCAAUCGGCGGAAUAUUCGAAGUCAUCGGCUGCGCUGCCCAGGCGUGGGCGCACUUCGAAUCCGGCAGUAUCAUGCCUUACUCGAUUCAGAACGUCUUCCUCCUGCUCGGACCGGUCUUGUUUGCAGCGUCAGUAUACAUGGUGCUGGGCCGCAUCAUCCGCAGCACCGGGGCCGAGCAUCACUCCCUAAUCCCAAUGCGCUGGCUCACCAGGACUUUCGCGAUCAAUGCACAACUCGGCCAGGACAUCGUGGUGGCGGGCCUGCUCAUCCAGGUCUUCAUGUUCGUCUUUUUCAUCAUCACAGCCAUGGUGUUUCAAAUCCGUCUACGGCGGCAUCCAACCCCCGGAGCCCACGAUCCCCGCCUCCACUGGCGAGAUCACCUUCAUCUCUUGUAUGGGGUGAGCCUGCUGAUCAUGAUCCGCUCCUUGUUUCGAGUGGCCGAAUUUACGAUGGGAAGCACGGGCUAUCCCCUCACCCACGAGUGGACCCUGUACAUUUUCGACGCUCUUCUAAUGUGGCUAGCUAUGGUCGCCUGGCUGUUUUGGUAUCCGGGGUUACUUUCCAAGCCCGAUAUGGCAAUGGAGUUGCUGAAUCAGAGCAACUUGGACGAUGAAUAAGGGGGGCUUAGACGGGUGGAUCCUUGAAUUCAUAUGCCCGAAAAGAGGGCUCCUGGAGGAUUAUUC